AUGGCCACCACUGGUCUCCACCCAAACGCCUAUCAUCUCUCUCAGUCACAGUCUACGUCUAGUACCAGCAUUUCAGCCAGCGUCAUUACCAACGACAGGUCACUAGCAUCUUCGGCUUCGAGUCUAAGUCUCGAGAGGGGUUCCAGCUCAGGGUCGUCCGACAGCGAAAAAUCUGGGCCGAAGCGGAGAAGGAGCGUGAGGGUCAGGGUGAAAGAGUUGGCUAUAAAGAGUAUCCCGAAUUUUUUGAAGUCCUCGAAUUCGUCUAAGGGUGUUUCAUCGGACGGGUACUCCGAAAGCGGUGGCUCUGAGGCCCCAACGGCGGUAUCCUCUACAGAUACUCUAAUUGACGGUCAUCUCGCUCCAAAAAUCGAGCGACCGGGAAACUCCCGCUCCUCAAGUUUCUACUCUGCCAUCCUCGACACGGUCCGACCCGCCAACUACUCAUUCCCAUCAUUCUCUGCCUUUCCGUCGAAAUCUCUCUCUUCUUCGUCCGGGUACGAUAGUGGUUCUCCACGCACCGGGUUGCACGAUACGUCUGGUGCCCCCAGAUCUGUGAUACCAGCUUCCUGCUCUUCGCGCCAACGCACUCUGCUUCUCGUCAUGGUUGUCAUUUUCGUCCUCGUCUCUACCCGUCUUCUCUUCGUCUCUACAAGUGCUCUACCCCCCAUGGACGAAAUAUUGGAGGACUUAGCUUACACGAUUGAUCAUCCGUACUUCCACGGCUUCACGGCUACGCUGGUCCUGUUGGUGGUGCUGUGGACAAGAAUGUGGGAAAAGUCUCCGGCCUUGUGUAGUUUCGUGGUGUCGUUUGCAGUCGGUCAUGGGAUGCUUCUCUGGUGGGCUAUGAUAAUUACACAGCAGAGCGAAGAGAGGAUGUUGAUGGAGUACUGGGCGAGGAAGUAUUCGAGCGUGUUGGCGGAGAUGGAUUGA
Messenger RNA from Stereum hirsutum FP-91666 SS1, 930 nucleotides. RefSeq lists its product as uncharacterized. Bases 1 to 930 code for a protein of 309 amino acids. Lineage: Eukaryota; Fungi; Basidiomycota; Agaricomycetes; Russulales; Stereaceae. The transcript has 4 exons. The record is from RefSeq and is a predicted model, not a curated record.